CCGGUAGCUCCCGGUAAAAGCGACGGGAUCUCUGCUUCGGCAAGGCCACGCUGCUGUGCACCCGAGCGGAGACAGCCUGGGGGAAGGAAGGGAGCUCUCCCCCCAAUUCGCCUGGCUAGGGUUUCCGCCGGCGGCGAUGGGUGCUCUCACCGACAGCCGCAAGCGCGUCUCCGCCGACCACCGCCUCCUUCCCUCCUUCCCUUCCUCCGCUCCAUCUCCCUCCAAGAAACCCAAGCUCUCACCCCUUCUCCCCACCGCCCCUCCCCCGCCUCUCCCCUCGUCUUCUCACAUCCCCUCGUCGACUUCGUUGCCCCAUAGCCGCCACCGCCGCCUUCCCCCGCCACCGCCGGUCCAGCGCUCCAUCCAUGCCCCCCUGCGACGCAUCCGUGCCUUCCGCCUCGGAAAUACCCGCUCCAACUCCGAUCCAUCGUCGUAUUCUCCGUCCCCGCCACCACAACCUCUCGGCCUCGACCAGUACGUCGACCUCGUCAAUAGUGUCACCCACCCCCCGCCGCUUACCCCCCCCGCUUAUGUGCCGAGAGGGGCGAAAGCUACCGUCGAGGUGGUCGCCGUCGAUGACCUUGGAGAUAUAAAGCAGGACGAAGAGGAGCGAGAUGAGGAGGACGAGGUGAAGGGUGAGGUGGUAGUGAGGAAGGUGCCUCUGUACAAGGAUCUGUAUGAGGCGUCCAGCCGGCAGCGGGACCAUAGGCUCGGGAUACUUGAGUUUGAGGUGCGUCUUGCCGAGAAGGGCCGACUUGGACUUGAGGGGCUCAAUGAGGCCCGGCCGCAAAUCACGCCCAACAAAAAGGUGGUGCCGGAACCUUUUGUUCCUCUAACGGACAAGGAUGAGGACAGUGUUCGUCGUGCUCUUGGUGGCAAGAAUAGACGUGAGAUUCUAUCGGAGCAUAAAGCUUCAAACAUUGUCAUAACAAGAGAGAUCUUGCAGUGCUUGAAUGAUAAACACUGGCUAAAUGAUGAGGUCAUAAAUUUGUAUCUUGAGCUUCUGAAGGAGCGGGAACUGAGAGAGCCUAGCAAAUUUAUAAAAUGCCACUUCUUCAACACCUUUUUCUACAAGAAGCUGAUUAAUGGUGGGUAUGACUAUAAAGCCGUAAGGAGAUGGACAAUGAAAAGGAAGUUAGGGUACAACCUAAUUGACUGUGAUGAGAUUUUCGUUCCUAUUCACAAGGAAGUGCAUUGGUGUUUAGCUAUCAUCAACAUAAGGGACAAAAAGUUUCAGUAUCUGGAUUCACUUGGCAGCAUGGACAUGAAGGCCCUGAAAAUCAUAGCCAGAUAUCUUGGAGAUGAGGUAAAAGACAAGAAUGGCAAACAGAUUGAUGUUCUUUCAUGGAAGCAUGAAGGAGUCCAAAACCUUCCUCUGCAGGAGAAUGGAUGGGAUUGUGGCAUGUUCAUGCUCAAAUACAUUGACUUCCACAGCAGAGAUAUGGGCCUUACUUUUGGGCAGAAACACAUGCCUUAUUUUCGUCAGAGGACUGCCAAGGAAAUAUUGAAUUUGAGGGCUGGAUAAUGCAGAGGCGCAUCAUAGGUAUAAACAAAAGGAAUGUGCAAACUGGAGGCAAGUGUAUGUACUUAAUAGAAUGCAGCUAUGUCUUCCCUGGAGUACCAAAUGCAAGGAUUUCCGAAGCCCAGGGGUUCAAACCAGUCAUCCUGCAAGGAUCAAGCCUUAAGAAUAGUUUGCAGGUGAAUUGGCUGCCACAAUGGAUGUUCUUGGCGCAGAAAGCCAUUAGCUAACGGAAAGGGUGUUGCAAACUUGCAAUCGUCGUGUUGUGUCCGUCUGUUAGACUGCAGAGUCACUGAGAGUUGAAAGGAGGGUAUGGUUGGAACUCAUUUAAUGGGCAUGCCUAUUUAAUGACUGGUUACAGACUUUGA
Messenger RNA from Triticum aestivum (bread wheat), 1887 nucleotides. Its product is annotated as ubiquitin-like-specific protease ESD4. Gene Ontology annotation, biological process: protein desumoylation; proteolysis. NCBI's taxonomy places the organism in Eukaryota, Viridiplantae, Streptophyta, Magnoliopsida, Poales, Poaceae. Gene Ontology annotation, cellular component: nucleus. The record is from RefSeq and is a predicted model, not a curated record. Gene Ontology annotation, molecular function: deSUMOylase activity.